UAAAGCGCACUCUAGUUUCCUCUUCUUUUCUGAAUUUCGUACUUUAAGCGACUUGUACAGAAUCAGUGAAUGUUUUUUUUUAAUCUGGAUGAUAUAACGUUAGUUCACAAAUUAAACUUAAGUUUGAAAAUUAAAUUAGCAAAUAUUAGUAUAUACAGUGUAUUUAAUCGUUAGCAACAUCACCAGUUUCUUUUACUAGUCAAUUAUACUAUAGCUUAAGACAAUGCAAGACAAGGAUCAGAUGCAUGCUGAAACAUGCCACUUGAAUGGUUAUUUGGUCAUCGGAAGACUCCAGAAGAAUUGCUUAGACAGAAUCAAAGAGCUCUGAACAAGGCUAUGAGGGACUUGGACAGAGAAAGGGCAAAAAUGGAACAGCAGGAAAAGAAACUCAUUGCUGAUAUCAAGAAGAUGGCAAAAGAUAGUCAAAUGGAUGCAGUAAAAAUUAUGGCUAAAGACCUAGUGCGGACAAGAAGAUAUGUCAAAAAAUUUAUUUUGAUGCGAGCAAAUAUACAAGCUGUAGCACUUAAAAUUCAAACUCUACGAUCUCAAAAUGCUAUGGCCCAAGCUAUGAAAGGAGUUACAAAAGCUAUGCAAAACAUGAAUAACCAGCUUAAACUUCCACAAAUUCAGAAAAUUAUGCAAGAAUUUGAAAAACAGUCUGAAGUAAUGGACAUGAAAGAAGAAAUGAUGAAUGAUGCAAUUGAUGAUGCUAUGGGUGAAGAAGAAGAUGAAGAAGAAAGUGAUGCAGUUGUUACACAGGUGUUGGAUGAACUUGGACUACAGUUAACAGAUCAACUGACGGGAUUGCCAGAAGCAUCAACUUCAAUAGCAGCAGCAUCACAAAAGGAGAAGCCUGCUGCUACUGCAAUAGCUGAUGCAGACGCAGACUUACAAGCCCGUUUGGAGAAUCUUAGAAGGGAGUAAGAUUCAGAACCUUAAUUAGCAACAUCUUUCCACAGAAUCUGACCUGUUCACAGAAUUUCCAGAUUUUCAGGAAAUUGUGUAUAUAUGUGUGUAUGUGACUGUUGGUUGACAUUUACAAACCAGAAAAAGAUGUGCUAAGAAAAAGUGUCAUCUUGACAGUUGUAAAAUAAUUAAAAUUAAGGCCUAUAAUUUUAACGUGCCUUCAGACUAGCAACUCAUAAUCAUUUGUCAGUAUUAGUUUUAAAGAAAUAUUGCGUUUGAGCUGGGUGUUUCAUGCCAUUAUUGUACCCUUUAUUUAUAAUUAUCAACAACGAGGUUAUUGUGAUUUGUGCAGUUGUGUAUUUUUUAUUACAAUAGUAUAGAAAAAAUAGCUGUUUCACGUUAUCCAGUUAUAAAGGGAUGUCAGCUCAGCACUGUCCAAGCAAUUUCCGACACCAUGUAAAAACAAGUACGUGUAUAUAACUUACAAGAACUUAUCAGCAUUUAUGCAUAUUUAAAUGACUAUAGGUAUUUUUACCACUGUCAUCCUGCUAAGGCUCGAUUUUCCACUUCCCAACCUUGUAUCAAACUUUAUCUUCAUUCAGCUCUAAUUUUGAUUGUUCUUUGCUGCAUGCCACACAGUUUUGAAGCAGUUAAUAUGAGUCUGGUUUAAGCCUGUAAAUAAAUAACUUUUAGAGUUUUUAAUUUCAAGCUGCUAAUCUUAAUUUUGGAUCUGCUGUUUUGUGAAUUAGAAACAGUACAAUAACAAUGAUAAACAGUUUUCUUAGGUUUUCGUAGAGAUGCUUUCAAAGAGUAUCGUGAGAUAACAUACUGUCUCAGUAACCCAAUGUGCAUGGGCUCAAUCCAUUAGACCAACCCUAUAUUGGAGAAAAAAUAUUAACUAUAAUUACAAAUUUGCUAUGUGUAUCUACUUAAAAUGUGGCAAGCUUUUAGAAAAUAUAUGAGUCUGUUGUACACAGAAACUGAGAUAAAUUACAAAGGUAUUUUUUACUCAAGAUAUGGCUGUGAACUGACGUCAUCUGUCUGACGAGUCAGAGUGCAAGAUGAUGUUCAUGUGAAGAAUAAAGAUACCUUUGUCCAUCAUAUAGUAUGGAUAUUGUAUUUACCUAACUUCUAAAACAUCCAAAAUACAUAUCUACAGUUUCUCUGUAUGAUGUAUCUGAUACUUACUCUACCACAAACUUUUGCUAAAUUAGCAAUUUAGUGUAAAAUGAAUAGUUGAUAAUUCUGACAUCAAACACAGCACUUUGUAAGAGGUCAUAGCUUAUUCACUUUGACCCUCACCCAUGUGUAUGGGGUUAUUGUAGGUAUGAAGAAUAUAAUGAUAAUAUUCCAGUUGAAUGUAAAAAAGGUUGCAGCACACAACCAAAAUUCUGCAUAAAGAAAAUAAAAUAGUGUAAUUUUUUAUAAGUUUUUAUCUCCAUAAUUGCUUCAAGGUGUGAGCUUAUUGAAUAUAGAUAAGUUAUAUCAUUACAGAGACGACAAGUUAACAAAGGGUAAAUGUUUUUUUGAAAGGACCAAGUUUGGAAAAGUUAUGGAAGGUGGCUUUUGGUUACAUGUAAGUUGGAUUAUAAGUAGAUUUUGUAAGUAUUAUUUAGGCACUACAACCAUGAGUUUUUGCCUUGGGAGCUCUUGAGAUAUAUUUACUCAAACUUUGUCAGGUAAGUUAUUAGAAUGCAAGCAUCCCAGUGAACAUAUAAAAACCUAUUUUGUCAAUCAACCUGACCCACACACAGAUACUUUUGUUUUAAUGUUUUCUUAACAAAUAUAUUAAAAACAGAACUUAAGAAAAAAAUAAAGUUAUACACUCUAAUGGUAAAUAAAACUUAUAAUAAAAGCAUAAUAAAUUCAUAAGUAUUCUUUGGAAAAACAUAAGAAACGUGUUUUUGUCCAAUUAAUAUCAUGAUUCUUUGGGGUGGUUCAGGCUGGAAAAUUGGUUGCUUACCUAAGAAGCUAGAUAUAAAACCUAUAAAAACCUUUAUUUUACUGACCAAUGAACCCUUAAAACCUAUAUUUUAGUGGUAUUGACUAUUAUUUAGCCUGAGUUUUGUUAUAAAUGUAAUAGGAGACCCAAGAAUGAUCUUUUUUCAGAUACUUUUCAGUCAUGGACAAUGUCUUUAUCUUGAUGUUUGAUAUUAUGAAUAGCAUACUAAAAUUGGCAUCGGUGGUUUUUCUAGAUUAGGUUAAAUCCCAUACGGUUAAAGGAAUUUCCUUCAAUGGAAAAAGCAUGCAUGGAUCAUUUUGCAAAAAAAGUACAAAUAUGUAAAUUAGAUCCAAAGGAGUUUACAGGUUACUGAAGCAACCAGUGUUGCAUCUUCAUUGAAAAAGAAAAACAUUUACUACUGUAACUUGAAUUACUUAUUUACACUGUGAAUAUGAACAACGACUUGUUAGAUAUAUUGGCUAUUUCUAGUCCAUUUAAAAAGAAAGUAGGAAAAGUAACAGUUUAAUAGAAACUGAACUAAAUGUAUUUUUAAUGAAGGCUACAACAGUGACAAAUACUUCUGUGACGUUUAAAAGAACAUGCAACCAUAUACAUUGAGUGGUUGCAGUGUUGUAUCUUCAAGAUAUCUCUUGAUAUUCUUGAUGAACUCUCAGAUUGUGACAAACUUACUAAGAAAGUUCAUGUUACUCAUAUUUUGAAAUAACCAGGGUUGUUUCGUUUAUGGGCUGAAAAAUGUUAAAUGUGGUUUUUGUAGGAUAUGAAUGGAUCAAAGUGAACUUGUCACUACUUUUAAUGAAGCAACUUUAUUAUCAAUAUAUGUCAAUAAACAUGUCAUCAAAACAUAAUUUAUAAUUAAACUUUUGAUAUUAUGUAAGUUUUAUUUUUUUAAUUUUAAAAAGCAAAUAUUUAUAUAAAUUUUCUGUCUUCACUUUGAUGUAUUAGGUGGCACUUCUUUGCUCUAAAUUACCCAUUUUAGGUUUUCUUUUUACCCCUAUAUGAUCUUCUGAGUGUGUCACCAAUUACACACAUACUAUAGAUAUUACUAAACCAUAAUGUAAAUGUAUAACCUCUAACAUUCUUGCUUUACUGAGAUAUAAAGAAAAAUAGUCAAGCUAACAUGCCAUGCCUCUCUCAUCUCAUCCUGUCUUUCAAAAAAUGUCUAAUUCUUUCUGAUGUUUGCUAUUGGAUUAUGUAUAACUAAUAUAAAUAGCGUGUUAUUCUUUACAAGAUUCAUUAGAAGGCUUGUUCAUUUGGCUCCAGCAUAGGAACUAUUUAGCCUCAGUUUCAUUAUUUUUCUUUAUGUUAUUCUGAUCCACCAGCUAACAGAAUUUUUUAAGCUGUUUAUAUAAUUAGUUAGAAAAACCAGUUAAAUUUUAUUCUUAGUUCGAGAUAAUGUUUUUUGUCUUCAAAUGCAUAUUUGAAAUAAAAAUGAAUAAUAUUUUAGACUAUCAACAUCAUUACAAAAAAGAAGUGAUAGAGUGCUUAGUCUGUCAAUGUCAAAAUCCCUUAGUCUAGAUGUAAGUACUAAAUUUCCUGUUUUUUACGUAUAUAUAUUAUUCAUUGAUAUAAAAGUAA
Molecule: messenger RNA, 4444 nt
Organism: Limulus polyphemus (Atlantic horseshoe crab)
Lineage: Eukaryota; Metazoa; Arthropoda; Merostomata; Xiphosura; Limulidae
Product: charged multivesicular body protein 2a-like
Exons: 6
Coding region: 256-924 (222 amino acids)
Biological process (GO): late endosome to vacuole transport; protein transport; endosome transport via multivesicular body sorting pathway
Cellular component (GO): multivesicular body; ESCRT III complex
Source: RefSeq, a predicted model, not a curated record